CUGGUGCUGUGCCGGAUCCCGGAGAGGGGCGGGCGCCAUUGUGCUUCUCUGUGAACUGCUCUGCUUCAGUCAGAGGCCUAGAACUCCGAGGAGGAAGGCGGCGGUGUGGUUGCUGCGAGCGGGACGUGCCCUGUUCAGUGCCGGUUCGAGUGCAAGGAAAACCUUAAAAAUGGAGUCUAAACCUUCAAGGAUUCCAAGAAGAAUUUCUGUUCAACCCUCCAACUCUUUAAGUGCUAGGAUGAUGUCUGGAAGCAGAGGAAGUAGUUUAAAUGAAACCUAUCACUCAAGAGACUCUUCAUUUAGACUGGAUUCUGAAUAUCAGUCUACAUCAGCAUCAGCUUCACCAUUUGAGUCUACAUGGUAUAGUGAAUCUGAGAUAACUCAGGGAGCACGAUCAAGAUCACAAAACCAGCAGCGGGAUCAUGAUUCAAAAAGACCUAAACUUUCCUGUACAAACUGUACAUCUACCUCAGCUGGGAGAAAUGUUGGAAAUGGUUUAAGUUCAGUAUCAGAUUCUUCUUGGAGGCAUAGUCAGGCUCCCAGAUCUUCAUCGGUGGUACUUGGAUCAUUUGGAACAGACUUAAUGAGAGAGAGGAGAAAUGUGGAGAGAACAGAUUCCUCCAUUAGUAAUCUUAUGGAUUAUAGUCACCGAAGUGGCGAAUUCACAACUUCAUCAUAUGUUCAAGACAGAGUUCCUUCAUAUUCACAGGGAGCAAGACCAAAAGAAAACUCAAUGAGCACUUUACAGUUGAAUACAUCAUCCGUAAGCCACCAAUUGCCUUCUGAACAUCAGACUGUACCAAGUUCUAGGGACUCCAGCAGAAAUUCUUUAAGAUCAGAUUUUUCUCCAAGAGAAUCAGAAUCUCCCCGAAGCAGUACACAACCUGGAUUUUCUUAUAGUUCAAGUAGAGAUGAAACCCCAACCAUAAACAAUUCUGAAAGGCUUGGUUCGUCUCAGAGAUCAUUUCAAGAAUCUUCUGACAAUGAAGGUAGGCGGACGACUAGGAGAUUAUUGUCACGUAUAGCUUCUAGCAUGUCAUCUACUUUUUUUUCACGAAGAUCUAGUCAGGAUUCCUUGAACGCAAGAUCAUUGAGUUCUGAAAAUUCUUACAUUUCUCCAAGAAUCUUGACAGCUUCGCAGUCUCGUAAUAAUGCAGCAUCAACUUCUGAAGUUUCUGAUACUAGGGCAUCUGAAGCUUCUCAGGGAUUUCGAUUUCUUAGACGAAGAUGGGGUUUGUCAUCUCUUAGCCAGAAUCAUAGCUCUGAGUCAUAUUCAGAAAAUUUUAACCAAGAGUCUGAAGGCAGAAAUACAGGACCGUGGUUAUCUUCCUCACUUAGAAAUAGAUGCACACCUUUGUUCUCUAGAAGGAGACGAGAGGGAAGAGAUGAAUCUUCAAGGACACCUACCUCUGAUAUACCAUCUAGAUCUCAUAUUUUUAGAAGAGAAUCAAAUGAAAUGGUUCACCUUGAAGUACAGAAUGAUCCCCUUGGGGCUGCUGCCAACAGACCACAAGCAUCUGCAGCAUCAAGCAGUGCCACUACAGGUGGUUCCACAUCCGAUUCAGCUCAAGGUGGAAGAAAUACAGGAAUAACAGGGAUUUUUCCUGGUUCCUUAUUCCGAUUUGCAGUCCCCCCAGCACUUGGAAGUAAUUUGACCGACAAUAUCAUGAUCACUGUAGAUAUUAUUCCUUCAGGUUGGAAUUCAACUGAUGGAAAAAGUGACAAAAGUAAGAGUGCACCUUCAAGAGAUCCAGAAAGACUGCAGAAGAUAAAAGAGAGCCUUCUUUUAGAGGACUCUGAAGAAGAAGAAGGUGACUUAUGUAGAAUUUGUCAGAUGGCAGCAGCAUCAUCAUCUAAUUUGCUGAUAGAGCCUUGCAAGUGCACAGGAAGUUUGCAGUAUGUCCACCAAGAGUGUAUGAAAAAGUGGUUGCAGGCCAAAAUUAACUCUGGUUCUUCAUUAGAGGCUGUAACCACUUGUGAACUCUGUAAAGAGAAGUUGCAGCUUAACCUGGAGGAUUUUGAUAUUCAUGAACUCCAUAGAGCUCAUGCAAAUGAACAAGCUGAGUAUGAGUUUAUCAGCUCUGGUCUCUACCUAGUUGUGUUAUUGCACUUGUGUGAACAAAGUUUUUCUGAUAUGAUGGGAAAUACAAAUGAACCAAGCACACGUGUCCGAUUUAUUAACCUUGCAAGAACUCUUCAGGCACAUAUGGAAGAUCUCGAAACUUCAGAGGAUGAAUCCGAAGAAGAUGGAGACCAUAACAGAACGUUUGAUAUUGCCUAACUUCAUAUAAGACAAAUGGACGAUCUGUGAAAAAGUGUUUAUUAAAACUGGCAAUUAAGAAUGAAUUAAUUUUGUGGGGGAAUGCCUGUUAAAUACAUUGACUAUAUAAAACGAAUAUAUAUAUACACAUGUAUGCAUGUAUAUAUAUAUUCGUUCUCAAGUAUUACUGAAUUAAAAUUUUACUGCUGGACCUUUUAACUUGGCCAGCUAAUCUGAUGUUUAUAAACUGGUAAUCAAAAGUUUUUCUUUUAGGUGAGUGGGAAUGUAUUACUCGUUUUAAAUAUCUAAUGUCCAUUAACCCUUUUUUGUCUUCUGAUUACUGUAGUCAUAUUUAUAAAAAAAAAAAAAGGUUUGUGUUUUAGUCUCUUGCUAGUGAGAAAAGUGGGACAAAAUAUGCUUUUGAAAUAAAAUGCCAGUUGGCACCUAAUUAUUUUUUCUUUUAAAAUGCCUUAAAUUGCAGUCCCAUUUUGAUAAUCAUUUGCUUCCAGUGUUUAAAAAUAAAAAUAAAAGGAAUGGGGAGGAGGUUAUGAAGAGCAGCAUUAUAUUAGGUUUCCAAAUUUAAUUUGAAUUCUAAAUUCAUUUAGCAGUAAAAUCUAAUUUUUAAAAAAGUAUAUAAACAUAAAAUACAUAAAUGAUGGAUAAAUUUUUGUAUUGAUUUGCAAAAUGCAGAUUAUAUUUGAUAGGCCAUAGUUUAUAGAUAUUCCUCUUAGGAAUAUCACAGCUGUAAAUUAUAUCAGAAUUGCCAGUAAAUGCUGUUUGGUUAAAAAAAAGAAUAAUUGCAAUCUAAAGGUAAUGAUAUAUUUUAGGGCUGAGCCUGUGGCGCACUCGGGAGGGUACAGCGCUGCAGCGACGCUCCCGCCGCGGGUUCGGAUCCUAUAUAGGAAUGGCCAGUGUGCUCACUGGCUGAGUGCCGGUCACGAAAAAAAAAAAAAAAAAAGACUAAAGGGAAUGAUAUAUUUUAAAAUCCCACACUCAAAGUUUAAAACACUGGUUUUCAAUGUGUUUUUUAGUGUUGUCACUUCUUUAUAGAUAAAUAAGAUACAAAUAACCUGUUUGGAUCCUGGUCCUUUUUAACUCUUGAUAAUUCUGAGCAUUUAUUUGAUGACUUACUAAUAUUUUUCACUAUCUUUGGAGAACAGAUGAACAUUACCUAUUCACCAUGAAUGGGUCUUACACUGUGGUCAUGACUUGUGUAAACUUCUAUAACACUGUAGUUUUCCUUUGUAUGUACCAUUAGGAUACACUUAAAAACACCUUCAGGUGGUUUCAGGUUAAAUUCUGAUAGUAUGGCAACAAGCUACUUUUUCAGAACCUAUAUAGAAACCAUGUAAUUUCUCAAACGUGAAUGAACAAUUUGCCCACACUUAAGUCAGUUUGUUGGUCUUAUGUAAAACCUUGGCUUUAAAUAAAAUGCAUACUGAUUGAUUUA
Cynocephalus volans (Philippine flying lemur) is the source of this 3710-nucleotide messenger RNA. It is a transcript of the gene MARCHF7, whose product is annotated as membrane associated ring-CH-type finger 7. Gene Ontology annotation, cellular component: nucleus. Gene Ontology annotation, molecular function: zinc ion binding; ubiquitin binding; ubiquitin conjugating enzyme binding. Bases 170 to 2281 code for a protein of 703 amino acids. The transcript is spliced from 10 exons. Lineage: Eukaryota; Metazoa; Chordata; Mammalia; Dermoptera; Cynocephalidae. Gene Ontology annotation, biological process: protein autoubiquitination. The record is from RefSeq and is a predicted model, not a curated record.